Molecule: messenger RNA, 8116 nt
Organism: Musca domestica (house fly)
Lineage: Eukaryota; Metazoa; Arthropoda; Insecta; Diptera; Muscidae
Gene: Epg5
Product: ectopic P granules protein 5 homolog
Exons: 24
Coding region: 200-7888 (2562 amino acids)
Biological process (GO): autophagosome maturation
Cellular component (GO): cytoplasm
Source: RefSeq, a predicted model, not a curated record
CUACUGUGGAAUGUUUUUGUUUAUUAUUUAGCAAAAAAAGACGGGGAUUUUUCGCAUUUACGCGAUGACUCUUUGGCCCACAUACUGCAAAAGAUAUUGCAAAUAAUUCUUAGAUCGCAAAAACAUACAUUGGUGGUGUUGACAAAAAAGUAGAUAAAAAAGAAUCCCCAUUGGAAUUAGUCAGAAUUUCGUUGACGAAAUGGCUACAUUGGAAAAACCAAAGAAAAAUAAAUCGAAAAAGCAAAAACCCAAGGAAGUUGCCCCGGUACCAAUAGACGACGAUGAUGAUGGUGAAAAUGAGGAGGAACACAAUGUGGAAGAGCAGUUAAAAACUGAUGUCGAGAAACUGGAAAUAAAUGCAGCUGAUAAUGACAUUGCAACGGGGGAGGAGGUUCAAAAGUCUAUCAGCAGCAGUGCGGGAAUUAAAAGCAUGGAAAACAUUGUUGCGGCUUCGGCAAAUGCAACAAUUGAUAGUAUAGUAACACAGGAGUGUUUUAUAUCUUCCGAUUACAAAGAACCGGACAACAAAGAUAAUGUUGAGACUGUUAUCAAAGAUACCGAUGGGGAAAUUGUGUGCGAGGCCAGUGAAGAUAGGGAGAUAUGUAUUGAAGCGGCUAGUGCCCCCUUAUCUACAAAUGAAGAGCAUAUAAUUGCCACUGAACCCUCAGCGCCACCCGCCUUAAGCUCAAGUUCACCCCAAACCACAUCGUUUCCUCAAGAACAUUUGAUGACUGCGACCACAUCUAAUAUUGCUCAAUAUCCUCAAAUACAAACACUGAGACAUGAAGAAGCAAUAACCGAAAUAGUUUACAAACCACCUAAAAUACGGUCUCCUGGUUUUCGUCUAUCUGCCAGUAGACUAGAAGCUUUAUCCCAUGACCAAUUAAAACAAUACUACCAUUGUCCGGAAUUAACAAUGGUACAACAAUUCGAAAUGGAAUUUCUUACAAAUUCCCUAUUGGAGACACACGAACAAGAUCCACUCUAUGCUGCUCUACAAGAAUAUUACAAUUUGCAGAGCAAACUAACAAUGAACCUACAUGAUGUCAAAAAAUUCCGCAAAGAGGCGGCAGCAGCUCAAGAGCAUAUCUGGGUGGAAGUUCCCAUUAUGAAAACAUUUUCCGAAAAGUGUGGUGACAGGGUGGAAGUGCGUGAAACUGUUACCUACAACAUUGUACAGGUUGAUGGUAAGAACUUGGAGGCCGCCACAUCUGCCCUUACCGUCUUGUUUGAUAUAAUUUCCAAUACAUAUACCAGUAACUUGAUUACAACCAAAAUCACCAAAAUUAAGAUUGAUCAAAUGAUUGAUGAAAUCAUCAUAUUUCAAAAUAGAAGUCAUGAUCAUUUAUUGGAGGGACCCCUUAAAUUGCACCCCCAUUUAGAUAACUAUUCUUUGCAAAUCAUAUCACAAAUAAGAAGAGCCCUAAGCAUACUCUUCCAUUUUUCAAGGAAAUUGUCACCAAACAAGGACUUUGCUAAAGAUCUCAAAUCUUGGUUUCAAAAACUUAUUUCAUUGCAUUUACGUUUGGCAACCAAAGAAGAUCAUUGGUUUUUGUUAUUCAACAUACUACGUUGUCCGAGUGGAGUUGGUGCCUGGGCAAGUGAAUAUUUGCAAAUACCUUGUAAUACCAAAGCUUUAACACCUAUUGCCUCAACUCCUACGGCCCAUACAAAUGAAGUUCCCCUACAAUUAAAUUCACCCGAAAUUGCCCACUGUAUGUCGGUUUUACAAGUCCUGUUACUGCCGAUUAAAAAACGUAAUGAAUACUUAAAACAAUUUACCCAGUCUCAAAAGGAAAUAACCGAUCCAGCUAAGGAAGAACGUUGGAUUCUCAUCGAUUCGGAUGGCGAGGAUAGUCACACAGCAUCGGGGGAUUGUGUGGGUCUUAAGGAGAGUGACUUGAUUGCCCUGCUCAACCAAAUACCAUUUGAGCAAUUGUUUAGAUCUGCCUUGACAAUAGAAAAAUUCCUGGAUGAUUACAUAAUUGAGGUGGAUUUAAUAUCGGCCCAACAAAUGCUUAAAGUAUUGGCAUUCUUUUCACAACUCAUUACCUUGUUCGGCGAGGGUAUGCUGACAUAUAGCACAGAACGUUAUAAACAAUUGGCCAAACGUUUGGGCCGCCUAAUGCGCCACUCGUUGCAAUAUGUUUCGGAUUAUUAUGAACUUUUCAAACAAAAUAAUCUUUCAAAAGAUGUGGCGGUUUGUGAACGUAUUGCUUUGGAAAACAAUGCUUUACUAUUGAAGGCCUGUAGUUAUAUAUAUCGAACUCGCAAUUUGGCCACAUGGCAAUAUUUUUCAUCUCUGCCAUUUUCUUCCAUGGAGGCGGAAAUUGUGUGGCAAAUAUUUUACUACUUAAAUGUUGGUUUCCCAGCCGAGUUUUCGCUGCCCGAAGAAGAUUAUAUGGAACACUUUGCUGCCUCCGAUUUUUGGGCCAAAUUCAAUGUGGCCAAUGCUGAUUCAUCGGAUGAAGAUCUAUACUAUUUGCUGCAGGCCUUCUUUGAAAUGGCCAAUGAUCGUGACAGGAACAAAGAUUGGGACUUAAUUAAAACCAUAUGUCUGCACAUUUUCAAUAUUGGUUACCUCAAUCAUGAUACCCGUGAUGUAUGCUACAAAGCAGCCCGUGAUAUGCUGGUCAACUUGACACUGGCCUAUGAGGAUUUACUCUCCUGCCUAUUGACACAAUUGAAGAUUCGCUUUAAUGACUGUGAAAAUGUUGUAUAUCUUUUCAAAUCACUGCCAUUGGAAAAUUGGAAACCAUCCAUGGAAAGUUUUGAAAUUCUUUCAAAUUGGUUGUUACAUUUUGAUUUUCGUUCUCCCGAGAAUAUGUUGGCUCGCAUUGUGAUCAGUCAUCUGAAUUGGUCUUUCGAUUGUGAUGGCCGCUUGUUUUUACCCCAUAAUAUACAUGUACGCAUGGCUUGUCUCAUAUCAGAGGCUCUUACCAAACAUGCUCCCGAGGUAUUGGGUCUUUCGGGUAUAUCGGAAAGUGUUAGACAAGUAUCAAGUCUAAUUGAUUUCACCCAAUCGACGAAAGAACAAUUUACAACAUGGUGUUGGAGUAUUGUAUCCUUGCUUCGUUUACACAUAAUGGAUCAAAACGUGGAAACAAUCAAACAAUGUUUGCGAAAUCCCUCAGAGGGUCUUAUGUUUGUGCCGGAAUUAGAACGCAUGGAUCUAAUUUAUCAGGGUGUUAAUGAAAAUCGACCAUUGGCUUUAUAUGUGGCUGUGUUGGUCUCGCUACAUGGUCACUCCAUACCGAUGAUUUGUCAAAAGGGUUUUGAGCUGAUGCAACGUCUGCUAAGUGAUCAUCGUCAUGCAGCUGUUAUACGAUGCUUAGAAUUAAUAGUACCAUUGUUUUUGGAAACUCCCGACACUCUGGGAAAUGCAGAGAAAUUCCAUGGCAUACUCAAUACACUGCUUAAUGCCGAUAAAACCUAUUUGAAAAUGGCCAAGGAUAUGAUGUAUCCGAAUUCGGUGGGACCGGUUUUGGAGUUAUUGGAUAAUAUGAUACAUCAUCAAAUUACGUCAUAUACCAGCUAUGGCUUGACUUCACCCUUAAAUCUCAUUAAUGUUUGGCUUAAUUGUCUGACGGCACUGCCCAAUUGGCAAAAUACCUAUGUGGUAUAUUUGUUGGAUAAGAUCCUGCGUGUGGCCUAUCAAUUUCCAGAUGCCCAUCUGCAGUGUGUGGAAUUUUUCAGUAAUUAUCUCAAGGACUGCAACGAAUGGAAGGGUACCAAUAAAAUGUCCAGUCUUAAGGGCUUCUUUGGUGGCAAUCAAUCCAAAAUACCAGUGUUGUCGGCAUAUCAACCAUGGUUGGCCAUGGUCUUGUUGGAAAUUGAAUUUAAGACACAAGAUUCUUUUAUAUGGCUCGAAUUGUUAAGACAACUAAGUUCGGCUGGCAGCAAUACCAAUAUGGAUGGUAUUUUAAAGAAAACUCUCAACCUGGCCAAGCGACCGGUGUUCCCAGCCAACAUGUUGGUCAUCUAUAAAUAUGCAAACUUAAUUGCCAACAUGGACAUCAAUCAUGCUCUCUUUCCCAUUGUCAAUCAGAAAUUUUUUGAAUUAUUUCUAUCACGUGUCCCGCCAAGUUAUGAUGAGCAUAGUUUCCAACAAACCCAUGGAGUCUCGGAUAAAUUUUAUGAAUUCAAUGUACCGCUUAUGAAGAAGAUUAAAACCCAAUUAAAAGCUGCCGAAACGUUCUAUGACAAUGAGGCCAAGACCCAUGCCAAUGAUGAGAGUUUCAGUUACUAUUAUCGUAACUGUAACAGAAUUAUGAAAACCUAUGCCCUGUGGCUUGAAGACACGGCCAUUAAUAAAAUGUCUCAAGAUCAGGAUUCAUAUCCACCACAGUAUAAUGGCGAAAAACUAAAGGAGAUUUUCAAUACACCAACUCAUCAUUGGACGGAAUUUUUGUAUUUACCAUUAAUACGCAAAGAGCAGCGCUAUCAGGCCGAUCAGUGGGCACGUAAAUGUUUCCGCUUUCGUUCUGUAAAACAACUGCGAACACCUCUCCAAUCCAAGGCAAAAUCUACGCCUAUUCAAAGAAUCAAAAGUCAUUUAAGUUCAUAUGACAAACAAUUGCCACCACCCACAUAUGUUCGACCCAAUUUGCGAAUACAGCAGGAAAUAACGAACGAAACAUUAAAAGAUCUAAAAGACAAAUUGAAAAUAUUAACGAAUACAGCAACAAAAUUCCAUUUCAAGACAUCCGAAUUGAAUUCGAUAAAUCGCAAUUACAUGGAUAACAUUGUACAGCUUUAUAAAAUGGUGCCUUAUGAAGAGAUCAAAAUUAAAAAUUGCAAUUCUUUGGUCUUCAAUCGUCGUUGCUCGAAUCCGGCCAGGAUUGUUACCACAUUGGAGAAAAUACGCAAAGAUGAACAGAUACAACAGAAAAUCGACACUUUUCGUGAGAGGCAUGACAAAAUCGUUGAUGAAAUGUUACAUGAAAAUGUUGAAGAAUUCGCCCGUAGUGUGGGGGAAAUUGGACAAAUUCUACGUUUGCUAUUGAUGAGGGGAAAUAAUGCAAACCACACGCCACAGGAUGUCGUUGAACGUUUGAAAUCUAAUACAGGAGUUGCAUUUUUCUAUCAUGUCAUUGACAAUAUGUCCGAGAUCACAAUGAAAUUUAAUGCCACCCAUAAAUUCUAUACGGAGCUGCUGAAUGAUUUGGGUGUCUUUAUUCAAGCCAAUCAAGAAGAGGAGGGCUUGAAAAUUUUGAAAUUGGCCUUGAAACGACCAAAUCUUUUGAAAUCCCUAGCCGGUGUCUUUGUACCCUGUCAAACCCGACCACCAUAUUUCCUCAAAAUGUAUAAAUUCCUCAUUGACUCCCAUUUGAAACUCUGUGAUACAAACACCUUAUUUGUGUUGUUUUCAAAGUUCGAUUUAAUUUUAUGGCUUGAAAACUUCACCCCAAAACUUUUCGAUAUCAACCAAUUGCUGCAGUUGAUUUUACAAGGUCUCGAGUCUUGGUCUCAGCCCUCAUCGAGUCUGUUACAAGAUCAAUUUCGUCGUCAUCUCGUACAUAUCUUCAAUUAUGAUUUUCCCGAACAUUAUGGUGAAGUUAUGCAAAUGGUUUUGGAUCGUAUAUCGGACAAUAAGUUAAUGCCCAUUGUCUUGUUGGAUCUACUCAAUAGUCUAUUGGAGAAAUUCAAUUGUGAACUAAUGCAAUUGGAUACACCGCAGCAUAGGAUUCAAAUGAUUUCCAUGGAUUUUGCCAGGAGACAGACGCUCUUCAAUCUCAAGGCUGCCACCGAUACGGUAAUGCUUUUCGCUCGUUACUUUCAAAAGGAGCGUCUUAGUCAUGGCCUACACGGUCUCUAUCCCAAGCAUAAGGACUACUGUAUGCCCCUGGCCAUGUGGUUUUCAUGCAUGGGCCAUUGUGUUGUUGUCUCGGCAAUUUGUACCUAUCAGGAACUACUGGCCGAUCAGAUAUGUGAUUUAAUUUUCGGUUCCAUUAUUGAAAUGUAUUCACCAUGGCUGGUAACCUACACCGAGGAGACCAUACGCCAGUUUUCGGCCAAUUGGAUAAGGCAAUUGGUGGAGAGUGGCAAUGGCAAACGUUUGUUGCCAUGGAGUGAGCAGCACGCCAAAACCAGUAAAAUAAUGAUUAAAAAUUUCACUCAAACCCUGAUGUUUAUUAUGGAAAAUCUACCAAUUUCCCACAAAAUAUUGGCCCAUUGCUUUAGCUGGUACAUUCAUCACUUUGCCGUACCCAAUAUUGAGAGUUACAUAUAUGGACCAAUCCAUGAAGGCAUUGCCGAAUUGCCCUGGGAAAAUUUCCAGCCCCAAGAUGAAUACGUAGAUAUGUUGUACGACAGUUUGCAAAAGUUCCUACCACAUUCCCAUGCCAUGUUGGGUCACAUUUUCAUACGUAUCAAUUGGAAUCAAUGGUUUGAAAGCACCCUAUUGAGCAUACCGGGUGCCACGCAUAAGACUCUGGUAUCCCGGCUGUUUACAAUUUUUGUGAAAAUAGCCUUUGAACCCAAUAUCCAUAUGCAAAUUAAUACCAGCAAAAUAUUGGAAGAUGCCAUUAAAUAUCCCUGGCACCGGGUGGACUAUGGCGAGUUGGAGAAUUUAUUAAAAUGGUUUUGUACAAGUGUUGAACCAACCAUUAUUCUGAAAUUGCCUGAAGAAACAAAUUAUGUGGAUAGGGCUGUAUUGGAUUUAUUGCGCUUAACCUGUGCAAUGAUGCCUGAGAUUGGCAAUCAAAUGCAACUUAUCUCCAAUGCCACAGCCAAACGCAUACUCUAUACUCGAACCAUGAUACGUUUACAACGUCAGGCUGCCACCAAAAAUCCCAAACUUUUGGCCACCAAGGAGGGUAAAAAAGUUUUCAAUACAGCUUUCGAAGAACUAUUGCACACGUUAAAUCAAUCCCUGAUUGCAUUGGCCGCCACUAAAUCGCCUGAGGAACAACGAAGAGAAGCCCUUAAUGUAAUGUUAGAAAUUAUAUUGCCAAUGCAGACACAAAGCGAAGAGACAUCGAACCUACACGUCGAAAGUAUCAUCAAAUGGCAGGUGAAUAUUGCCGAGCCGGGCAACAUAUUAAUGUGCAGCAUCCUCUCGGCCAUGGGUCAUAUGAAAGCUUUCAUUGGUGGGAUUUAUGAUCUAUUGGAAGCCAGCAUAAUCUUCUAUUUUCGUUCAUCGGAGUCCAGUUUGGAAUGGCAUUCACCCAGCUGGUUACAAUUGUUGCAAAUUUUACAAAUGUCUUUGGAGAAACUGGAGUUGAUGCCAAUAAUGCGUAACUCCUCCAUAUUCACGCUACACAUUUUCAUUCUCUAUAAAAUGGAAAAAAUGCCCACCGUGGGAGAUCAAAUAACGUUCAUGCAAGAUCUAUGUCAACUUAUUGAGAACAUUAAAACUGAACCGGCCACGGAAGCUAUGAUGGCUGUGGUAUGGGGUGCCAUGAUUUCAUGUGGUUGUCGUAUAUUCCUCACCGAACCGAGAAAUUCCAAGAAACCCUUGAUAAUGUUAUCGCGGCAUUUACAACAUCUGUCCACCCAGGCCGAAGGUUGGGGUGAUGGUAUUUUGGGAGCAAUCGGUUUGAAAAAGGACAUUGUGACAAACAAGCGUAAAGUGUUGACACGUUGCUUGGCGAUUGUGAUAUUAUCCUUAUAUCCCGAACUUAGGCAUUCCAUCAAUCGUGUUGAACCCAAUGAAGAGUACAGCUCAUCGAUGAGAGAAUUAUCCAUGCUAUUGGCCAAUAAAAAGUUUUUAGAUGUUAAACCUUUGAUUGUACAGGCCAUUGGUAUACUCGAAGAGAAUCCCAUGCCCAAAAUCCAAGAUGUUCCACAUUUGGUUUGUCGUCUAAUUUCACUUUUUUAUUGCAAUGGCUUCCUUACCACGGUACCCGAAGUUUGGGAAUUAGACUUCCGUAUUCCUGGUAUAUAAUUUGCGUUGACCACAACUGACCUUUAAGGUUUUAUUUUCGAAGUCUGUUUAUUAUUUACAUGCAAACAUACAUAUACAUAUAUUUUUUAUAUACUACAUACAACAAUACAUGCAUACAUACAUUUUAAAUGUACCUAAGCUAAGUGAUAUCAUUGAAAAUUUAAGCGAUUUUUUUCUCAUUCUUCCUUUUUUCAAAUAUUUACAAAAUAAAAUCAAUUUAAUAUGGUG